This is a messenger RNA of Exophiala viscosa, 2007 nucleotides long. Its product is annotated as NCS2 family nucleobase:cation symporter-2. The transcript has 2 exons. NCBI's taxonomy places the organism in Eukaryota, Fungi, Ascomycota, Eurotiomycetes, Chaetothyriales, Herpotrichiellaceae. The record is from RefSeq and is a predicted model, not a curated record. Gene Ontology annotation, molecular function: xanthine transmembrane transporter activity. Gene Ontology annotation, biological process: xanthine transport; transmembrane transport. Gene Ontology annotation, cellular component: plasma membrane; fungal-type vacuole. The coding region runs from base 161 to 1906 and encodes 581 amino acids.
GGAGUGUUUUCGAGUACUCCAGGGUGUGAUGUAUAAAGAUUCGAUGCCCCAGAGCCAAUGUGGUUUUUGUUUGUCACGAAUAUCUACCAUUCGCUGAAACACACAACGCAUUACUCGAUCGAUUGCUGCUUCCACCACAUCUCUCCUCACCACCGUCAACAUGAGCGAAGCAGACAGAAUCGGGCCUGACAUGACCCCAAAGAAAACAUUGGCUGACCGAGCCAAUGGGAUGCGCAAGACAUUCUUCACCAAGCAUGGGCUCGUCGGCGACUACGACUAUGGUUUCCUGUUCCGCCCUAACAUCCCUUUUCUCAAGAAGGACCGCCGGGCGAGUCCCUUCUUCGGCCUGAACGAUGAUAUGCCCGUUGUUCUGGCUCUCCUGCUGGGGUUCCAACAUGCUUUGGCCAUGUUGGCCGGCAUCAUAACACCACCGCUGAUCUUGACCAGCGCUAUCAAUCUCACGACUGAGUGGCAGCAAUACCUCGUCUCGACAUCCCUCAUCGUCUGCGGUAUCCUCUCUUCCAUACAGAUCACUCGAUUCCACAUCUACAAGACACCAUACUACAUCGGAACUGGAUUGAUCUCUGUGGUCGGUACCUCCUUUGCUAUCAUCCCGGUCGCUACGGGUGCUUUCUCUCAGAUGUACACGAAUGGUUUCUGCCCGGUUGCUGAGGAUGGAACACAACUACCAUGCCCGGACGCUUAUGGCGCGCUGAUUGGCACCUGUGCUGUCUGCGCCUUGAUCGAAAUCGCCCUGUCGUUCCUCCCACCACACGUGCUCAAGAAGAUCUUCCCUCCGAUUGUGACUGGUCCGACAGUCAUGCUUAUCGGUAUCUCCCUGAUUCAGAGUGGUUUUGAAGAUUGGGCUGGAGGCAGCGGGUCAUGCAUGUCUCGACCUGAUACUGGCAUCUACAGGCUCUGCCCUGACGUUUCGGCUCCACAUGCCCUUCCUUGGGGAAGUGCCGAAUUUGUUGGUCUUGGUUUCCUGGUUUUCGUCACCAUUAUCAUCUGCGAAAGAUUUGGCUCGCCAAUCAUGAAGUCGACAAGUGUCAUCCUCGGUCUGCUCACUGGUUGCAUCGUCGCUGCUGCUUGUGGAUACUUCGACAGAUCUGGUAUUGACUCUGCACCUGUUGCUUCAUUCAUCUGGGUCAAGACGUUCAAGCUGUCCGUCUACGGUCCCUUGGUCCUACCAAUCAUGACGGUCUUCAUCAUCUGUGCUUGCGAAGCCAUCGGCGACGUCACUGCUACCUGCGAUGUCUCGAAACUCGAUGUUGAGGGUCCAGAAUUUGAGUCGAGAAUCCAAGGCGGUAUUCUGGCAGACGGUCUCAACGGUUGUCUUGCAGCUUUGAUGACAAUCACCCCUAUGUCAACCUUUGCUCAGAACAAUGGUGUCAUUGCGCUUACACGAUGCGCCAACCGACGCGCUGGAUACUGCUGCUGCCUCUUCCUUAUCAUCAUGGGUCUUUUCGCCAAGUUCUCAGCGUCACUCGUUGCCAUCCCAUCUUCAGUCCUCGGAGGCAUGACUACCUUCCUUUUCUGCGCGGUGGCUGUCAGUGGUAUGGCAAUUGUCAGCCGCGUGCCUUUCAACCGUCGGACUCGAUUUGUCUUGACCGCAGCUCUGGCUAUUGGCUACGGCGCAACCCUUGUGCCCACCUGGUUUAGCUAUGUUUUUACAUAUGAGGGUGGCAAUCAUGCUCUCCGUGGCUUCUACGAUGCUAUUGUGUUGGUCUUGGAGACUGGCUUUGCCGUCACAGCCUUUGUCGCAAUGAUCUUGAACUUGAUCCUACCAGACGAGAUUGAGGACAUCCCUGCGGAGGCGGCUGAGGAGUCUCGCAAGCACUCGGCUGCUACCGGCACUGAUGAUGAGGUUUCCAAGGUCGCUAUGCCUACGAAAGAGGCUGUAUGAUUGUGAUGAAUGUUAUGAAGAAUGGGACUUACGGCCAUGAAAAGUGAAUACCUUUGUUCAGCUAAAUAGAAUGUCUAGAUAAUGAAGAGAUCUGUUUUAUA